Molecule: messenger RNA, 2032 nt
Organism: Aegilops tauschii subsp. strangulata
Lineage: Eukaryota; Viridiplantae; Streptophyta; Magnoliopsida; Poales; Poaceae
Source: RefSeq, a predicted model, not a curated record
CACGCAGAGCACGUGGCUCAUCUUCUCUUUCUCUUUCUACUUCGCCGACGCCCUCGACAUCAGCGACGCCUCACCACCGCCCGGGCCUAUCUACUGGCGCGAAAGGUACUCCCCAUACCUGGUUCCUGUGUGGACUAUCGAGUGAGCAGAUAAUAAUUUACUGAUGUGUUCUGAGCUAGGGAUGGACUCCUCAUCCACCGCCGUCGACAUGAGCGACGCCGCCGCCACGGCUGCCAUCUCGAGGACCGCCGCCUAUCGGGUCACCUCGUCUCUCCGUACCCAGGACGCGGUCGACGCCCUGCGCGCAAAGCACGGCGUGCCGACGGCCUACACCGCGCGCCCCGCCGGCGACCGGCGCGCCUGCAUGCCGCCGCCAGAGCGGGCCGUGUGCCUGUACGCGCACGCGUUGGAGGCCGGGGUGCGCUUCCCGCUGCACAGCUUCUUCUCCGAGGUGCUCACCCACUUCUGCCUCGCGCCGGGCCAGCUCACGCCCAGCGGGUGGCGCAUCCUCGUCGGCUUCGUGGUGCUCUGCCACGACGCCGGCGUGCAGCAAUCGGCGGGCGUGUUCUGCUACUUCUUCUCGCCGGUCGCAUUCAAGCUCAAGUGUUGGUACGGCUUCCAAGCAAAGAACGACGACCGCAAGCUCUUUGUAGAGGAAAGCGACCAGAAGCUCUUCACUGGGCUUUCGGCAUCGGACGAGGCGUGGAAGGGCAGGUUCUUCUUCCUGACAUCGCCGGAGCCAUGGCCGUGCCCCGUGCGUUGGGGCGAGCCGCCGUCGAAGUACAAGUACUCCCCCGUAUGCGUCGAUGAUCCAGUGCUCACAAGCCAGCAAAAGAAGGCGGUGGCAAAGCUACUGGACGCACACCGCAGUGACCGCACCGCGGUUAAUCUCCGGAUUUACCUCUCUGAUACCAAACUUUCAGCAGCUUUCUCUUCCAACCUCGCCUCACCACCACCACCCGGGCCUGCCCUUCGUUCUACUGGUGCCAAAGAGAUGGAUUCAUCAGCGGCGAAGGUGAAAACUGAGCCGGACGGCGACACACCGACGGUAUCCCUGAAGAAAAGGAAACACGAGGAGGCCGCAAUUGCAAAAGACAGCCUUUGCCGUUCUGAGCAGAGCACGCAGCAUGCUGCCCAUGGCUGCUCGGCCUCCGCGUCCGGCUUGGAUGCCCCGCCAGGAUUCAGCCCGGAGGCACGGCACUCGCCCGUGCCCGCCACACACGACGGCGACAGCGCCGACUGGGAGGCCUCGAGGAAGAUGCUGGAGCGCAUCACCACGCCGUCGUGGGAGAGUGAGUUCGCCGCGGCAAAGCCGUCCGAUGUCGUCGCGUCGAGCUACUCAGCAAUGAUCCGGGUAUGCUGCGACCAGAUCGUUCAUUGACAGUUGCAUGUGAUUUAUCCGGUCACAUUGUGUUUUAUGCGCAGGCCGCGAACUGCGCGUCGUUCUCCUUCGGCUACGCACUGGAGCUGGAGAAGAAGCUGGCGGCGAGGGACGAAGAUAAUGCCGCUCUGCGGGUGCAGCUCGUAGAGCUGGAGAAGAAGCUGGCGACGCGGGACAAGGAGAAUGCGGCUCUGCAGGUGCAGCUGGAGAGCGCUAAGGCCAAGCUUACCGCGGUGAAGCGCACAGUGGAGGCGGAGGUGAAUGCCAAGACGACGACGGUGUAGCAGUUCCUGCGGUCCGAGAAGCAUACGCCGAGGACAUGAAGCCGCUCUCAGGAUAUACCCGCGCUUACUUUAGCUUGUGUCUACGGUUUAGUUUGUUCUUUUGUGCGUGCAAGUUCAGAAGUACUCCGACUCUCUGAACUGACUUGUUUUCACGGAUUCAACGGACUGGGAAUAGGUGGCAGUUUUUUAUUGGAAAUUAGGAGUGAGGCGGGGCCAUCCCCAUGAAAAUCAGGGGGGAGAAGAUUAAUUAGUGUUGAGAUAACUGUGAGUUGCCUGUAUUCCUCCGUGCGUCUCAGAUUAUCGCUCUGAACUAGUACUAUGCUACUUUUUUUUUUGGAACAAGUACUAUGCUACUUUGGUUCUGUAA